Oncorhynchus keta (chum salmon) is the source of this 9894-nucleotide messenger RNA. It is a transcript of the gene epg5, whose product is annotated as ectopic P-granules autophagy protein 5 homolog (C. elegans). Gene Ontology annotation, cellular component: cytoplasm. Lineage: Eukaryota; Metazoa; Chordata; Actinopteri; Salmoniformes; Salmonidae. The record is from RefSeq and is a predicted model, not a curated record. Gene Ontology annotation, biological process: autophagosome maturation.
CUGGAGUCAUGUGACGAAAUUUUUAUUAUCGCGAUAACUGUUUCUUCCUGGAGCAAAACAAAUAACAGCUGAUGUGUUGCCAAAUGUCACUUCGCUGGCGUUGAUCACAUUGUUUUACAAAGCUCGAGACUGGUCUGAAACCACGCCUAUUUGCUAACAAGAACCGCCUUCAUGUAAAGAUAACACAGACAUCUAGGUCCUUGUUUAUCAUCAGUAGUCACAAGCCUUAGGGUGAAUGUGGUGAGAGGAACAAGGUGGGAAGGAUAUGACAGAUGGAGGCUGUGAGACAAAAGAAGUCCAAGACCAGUAGCAGGUCUCAGGACAGAAAACAGAGGCAGAGUGGACGAGUGAAGAGUCCCACAGCUCUCUCUGCUGGUUGUGAUGAGAAACCUGGUGCUGCUGCCCCGCCCAGCUCUGAGUUCACAGACAUCCCCCUCAGUCUGCCCAACGAGGGGACAGAGCCACAACAGGGUCUGGCAGAGUUAUCAGAGACUUUAUCAGAGACAUCACAACCAUCAACACAGAUAUUACCACAGACAUCAGAGGAAUCAUUACCAGCAUCACAGACACUAUCAUCAUCCACAUUAUCACAGACAUCAUCAUCAACCUCACCCCAGACACUAGAAAAGCCCUCUGAGACAGAGCCAGAGAAGAGGGAUGAGGGGAGAGGAGAGGCCCAAGGGGCUGAGCUCAGAGCUGAACCACCGAGCACUGAGGUGGGGAGAGAGACCCAAAACAAAACCCACAUCCAGAUUCAGGCCUGCAUAUCUACGACGCUUGAGACACCCUUGGCCCCCAGCGCUCCUGCCCUCUACCCCUCACUACCCACACUGGAGGAGGGCUCCCUGAUGCAGCUGCAUAAGGAGGCUCUGCGGGCCUGUGGGACAAGGGGCCCUGCUGUUCUGCCUCUAGGGGAGCAGGAGUGUCCUCUCAGUCUGGAGCCUGUUGUGGAACUAGCUCCAUCUGAGGGCUCCAGGACCAGACUGUACCCUGAACUACCCCAGCCCAGCCCAGAACUACAGGCAUUCUCGUUGGAGCAGCUGAGUGUGUGGGAGCCAGGUGGGGGGAUGUGUGUGUGGGUGGAGGGGGUGGAGGUGUGUGCAGCCCAGUUCGCAGUGUUGGCCCGGCAGGAAGGCCACGAGCUGACAGAACUCCUGCAGAAUUACUGGCGCUGCCGCAGACAGCUGACACACGCACACACACAGCUCCACACACACACCUCCGACUGUAACACCACACAGAACCGACUCUGGAGCUUCAGAGAUGAGCAGCUCACACUUCAGGGUGUGUGUGGGGACCAGUCUAAGGUGUAUGGCUACCACCGCUUCCAGCAGGCUGACUUCAGUGAGGCUGUGUUGGUGGAGCUGCGGAAGCUGUUCGAGGCCCGCUCUGAACUCCUGCACCAGAAGGUGGCGCUGCAUGCAUACACAGCUCUGCUGUCACGUCUUCAGGUGGAGUCAUACUUACACUGCCUGCUCCACGAUAUGUGUGGUACCCAGAGUCAGCCCAGCUCCCUCCUCCCCCUGAAGGAGAGCAUCAGUGUUCUCUUCAGCUUCACACGGAGAGUCCUGGACGACACGCAGUUCCAGACAGACAUCCACCUCUGGCUGCAGAGACUGGUGGCAGUGUUACUGCGUGUGGGGGGAUCAGGAGAACACCUCUACCUGUUGAACCAUCUGCUGUGCUGUUCUGCAGGGGUGGGCAAGUGGGCUGCAGCCUUCUUACAGAUCCAGGUCCUGGGAAAUCCCACAGGAGUACAGCAGUUCAUGCAGGCUCUGGCCAUCCUCAUGUCUCCAGUCAGACACCGGGCUGAGUUCAUGAGCCACAUGAAGCCCUGUGAGAGUCAGGGUGCUGCAGCCUCCGGCCCUGAGUCUGGCAACUGGACCCUAGUGGAUGAAGGUGGAGAGGAGGAUGAGGACCCAGAGAGCAGCUGGUUGUUACUGUGUGAGGAGGACCUGAUCUCUCUGCUGUCCCAGUUCCCCUUCCAACAGCUCUUCACACACCUGCUGGAGAUGAGCAAGAAGGGUGUCUAUGAGCCCAAGUCCUGCUCCAGUCAGAAGAUGAUGCGUGUGUUUGCGUUCGCCUCGUCACUGAUCGAGCUGCUAGCUGUGGGUCUGAACACCUACGACAGCGCUCGCUACCGCCAGCUAGUCAAACGCAUCGGACACACCAUACGGAUGACGGUGUGUUACGUCAGUGAUCACUGGGCCCAGUAUGUGAGUGUUGCUGGUCCAGCCCGGCCCAGGACCAUCUCUCUGGAGAAACUACAGCUAGAGUACGACCAUCUGUUCCUCAGAGCUGUACUACACGUCCUCAGAAACAAGAGGUUGGGUAUCUGGCUGUUCAUGUCAGAGAUGCCCUACGGAACCCUGUCCAGUUCCAUGCUGUGGAGAGUUCUGUACGUGAUGCAGUGUGCAGAGACCGCUGCACCGGACGCACUCAACUCUACAGACAACACAUACACCUGCCUACAGGCCCUCAGAGAGCCGAGUCACCAGGAGAGGUUUGAGAAAUGGCUGUGUGAGGUCAACAGUUCUGAUGGAAUCUCUCUCCUCACUGCGCUAGCUCACAUGGCCAUGCCCACCCACCACUCUGACCCCACCUUCAUUACCACUAUAGCUCUCCUCGUCUUCCAGGUGUCCUAUGUCAGUGUGUCUACGAGGGAAACCUACUCGAAGGUGGGGCGGGAGCUGCUGGCCGCCAUAGCAACCGUUCAUCCUUACAUCAUCUCAGUCCUGCUGGACAGACUCAGAGAGACCAUCGAGACAGUCGGCAUGGUGGCACUGUACCUCAGUAAGGAGCUGCCCCUGUUCCUGUGGCAUCCUAGCCCGGAGGAAGUGUGUGUGAUCGGGGGCUGGCUUCUCCAACACCCCCUCUCUGCUGUGGAGAACAGCCUGGCCUGUGUUCUACUGGAAGGGCUGGACUGGGGCUACACACAGGAUGGGACUCUGGCCCUGCCCUCCUCUCUCCACAGUGAAGUUGCUCUGCUGGUGGCAGAAGCCUAUCAGAAAUACCUCACAGACAAGCCAUACAAUGGACUCAUCUCAGAGGGAAUCAAACAGGUGUCCUACCUGGCUAGUGUUCUCCGUCUGGGUCUGUCACCUGAGGCUUCCUUCAGCCAGUGGGCCUGGCAACUGUUGCUAAGGCUGAAGCUCCAUGGCAACACCCAGUACCCUCAAGCAGCCUGGUCCACCCCCGGCUCUGCCCCCAACCCCUCUCCGGAGCUCACGCAUGCCCCAAACAUGCACCCUGUUCUAAGGGCCGUAAAGGCGGGCCUUCCCAUUGGCUGCUACCUGGCCAUUGCCAUGACAACUGUAGGACACAGUCUGGAGGUGUUUUGCACAGAGGGAGUGGAUCUGUUGAAGAACCUGAUUCAGUCUCAACAUCUGAGAGCUGCUGUCCAUCUCCUGGACAACAUCCUCCCUCCUACCUACCCUCUCAGCUUCUACCUGCUGAAGAACACACAGUUUGUGAGCUGUGUCCAGUUGUUCCUGCAGUGUGACGGUGUGUGUCCUCAGGGUGUAACGCAGCAGGUCACCCACAGGGUGGCGCCACUCUUCACUGGAGGCACCUAUGGGGACAUGGUACGCCUGCUCAACAGUGUCAUACAGACUCACGUGGUGGAGAGUUCGAGGCCAGGUCGUGUGGGUCCGGCAGCGGUUCUAGAGUUCUGGGUGGGAAUUCUAACCCAGCAGAACCUGUGGUACCGAGACAGGACCGUUUUAUUCCUGAUGGAUCAGAUCUGUCGUUCCGCCUUCACACACCACCAGGAGGAGUGUGUACAGAGAUUACUGUAUCAGCAGCACAAGAUUGCUUUAGGUUACCAUGGAGACCGGGGUCUGCUCUCUUCCCUGGUUGGUUGGAUUGCUGGAAAUGCCACACCCUCAUUCAUUGAGGGCCAAUCGCUGAGCGGGGAGGUGUGGUUUGCGUGGCUGGUGUUGAACAUGGAGGGGAUGUUUGAGGAGGAUUCUCAGCUGGGACGCUGUGUGGAGCAUGAACUACUGUCUGAUCCAAACCUCUCACCUGAUCAGGCUCUGAAGAAGGCCCAGCAGAGGUUGAAGCUCCCAGUGGCUCCAUCUCUGCAGCGGCUGCAGGUGUACAGGUGGGCGUGUCAGGCGUUGUCCACACCCCCUGACCACCCGCUACUCCCCCUCGUCUGGCAGAGGUUCCUGCAGCUCUACCUGAGACAGCCAGGACCUGAGUAUGGUCUGGAUGCAGGGGGCUGUAUUGGUCGUCGGUUCUUCCAGGGCUCGACUCAGGCUGUGUUACUGAGAGAUCUGAGACAGAGACUACAGGAGGUGUCUGACUUCCACCACGCCGCCAGCCAGGCCCUGAGGGUGCCCCCCACACACACACCCAGCCAGGGAGAGGACCGCCCCAACUCCCGUCCACAUCUCUUCCUCACAUCCCCACAGAUACACACAGAGCUGGUCAGGCUGUUUGGUGUGUUUGCCGUGUGGUUGGACGAUGAGACUCUUCAGAAGAAGGAAGUGUAUCUGCCCUCUCUCCCACCACAGUAUGACCCCCAAAGACUGGCCAAGGUCAUGCACAAACAACAGGAGCUGUGGGUGGAGUAUGUGGACCAGGAGCGCGUCCAGUAUGAUGAGAGGGAGGUGCUGGAUCUCUGGGACAAAGUGAAGAAUGAACCCACCUUCAUACAGAGCAACAACCCUGCCUUCACUGACUACACCAACCCCAGCGCAGCGAGGAAGCGUAUCCAGUCUAACCUGCAAAAGCACACUAUCCCUCGGCCGCUCCCCGAGCUGCAAUCACAGAGAGCUCCGGUACCAGAGGUCCCCUCUGCCUGCCUCGCUGACCCUGCUGCUGCCUCCACUCUCCUACAGCAGGACCUCUGCUGUCUGCAGGAGCAGGCCAGGUUUGCAGUGUCUCGGGAGGCCCAGCAGGUGGCGUUGGAGUCAGAGCUGCUGGAGAGUCUUCCUCUACUCUACAGGAACAGGCCAGAGCAGGUUACCAUGGCGCUUGAGUGCAGAGGGCAGAGGGGGGGCCAGCCCUGCCAGGGAGCGGCACACAUCACUGUCACGUGCGAGUGUGUACAGAAGCAGGAAGCAGUGGAGACUCAGAUCGUGUCUCUGAGAAGCGACAUUAAGCAGCUGCAGACGGAAGCCAAGACUCCUCCCCCUCAGAGCCUCGCCCAGGCUGCAGUACACACUGAGAAGUUCAUUACUGCUCUGGUGAAUUUGUACAAGGCCAAGCCGACGGCAGCAGUGCAGAGUGUAGGAGUGGCUGCCUUCUACAAGGUAGUCUCUUUCGUCUGUGAGGACACACUCCGCCACCCACCCACUCGCCAGUACCUCUCUUCCUGCGUCGAGAUACUGGGACAGGUUUUUAUCCAGGGCAACCAGGCAGAGUGCGGGCGUGUCCUCAGCACUAUCCUGGAGCAGAGACGUCUGUGUCCCCUCCUCUCCCCCUUCUUCACCCCAAAUGCAGCACCCAAUCAGCUUGUCUCUCUCUACAAGGAAGUGGUGACAUCACUGCACCCUGACAGUGCUGACGUCAUCUUCAUGCUGCUCACUAAGUUUGACCUGAGUACGUGGCUGAGUAAGGCCGAGCCAGUGUUCUCGGAGCGUAGCAGACUGGUAGAGCUGGUCCACACUGCUCUGUGUUCCUGUGGCCGUGACCCCGAGGCUGACCUCCUCACGCCCUUUCACCUCUUCACACGACACUGGACCCUGUUGCUCAGACACCACUUUCCUGACCACUACAGCGACUGCCUGCGCCUGCUCAUGACCAGUUCGACAGAGCAGUUGCUGAGCCCAGAGUGUUGGAGGGUGACUCUGUGUGUGCUUGGCGUCUCUCCUCUCCCCUGCAACACCAAACCCACAGCAGAGCCUUCCGGUACCGCAGAUACCCCCAAACCCACAUCCAUCUCCCCCAGCCAAGCCCCCAUCACCCUCUCUCCUCAGCAGGUGGAGGAGACGGUUGAUUGGCUGUGUGAGUAUUUUCAGCGUUGUCGUCUCAGUAAGCCGGACCUCCGCAGCUUUGGCCUUUACUCCGCCUGGGCGCCAUACGUCAGUGAGGUCACCACGUUCUGGGGAUAUCUGAUUGGUUACCUCAUCGACCUGCAGCUCAGUGCCUGCGCCAGGGAGCCACUGGGGGGAGCCAGAGUGCUGAAAGCCCUGCAGGAUCUACACGGUAAGAUGGUCCGUCUGUUUAAGCCCUGGAUCCUGGUUCUGGAGACAGACGAUGUCAGUAAUCCGAGGUGUUAUCCCUGGUUGGAGUCAGACGCCAACGCUGCAGGCUGUCUUGUGGAUCUCUACACCCAGCUGACCCAAACACUGCACCACAAGUUCAGAGACCGCCCUCCCGGGCAGCGUGGAGCUCUGUGGCUGUGUCUGAUGCAGUACUGUGACAGCUGCAGCUCUCCUCGUACACCAGAGUACCUCCUCUACCUUUACCACACACACCUCGGCAGCCUGCCCUGGACACACCUGCACCCCGAUACACACCUCAUGGAACAGUUGUUCAAUGUGGAGAGAGGAAGUCCUAAGAGCUGCUUCCUGUUCCUAGGGGCAGUCCUCUGUAAGGUCAACUGGGUCAGCGUUCUGAGUGACAGCCUGCAAACUCCAGCCAGCUCUAACACUAACAUACACACAGACUCACACAAGAUGCUGGUCUAUCUACUCUACAUGCUGGUGUUCCUCACUAAAGAAGAGCAGCUUCUCAGCCAACCGGACUCCCCUCUCCUUAGUCUGUUGGUCCAGUCUGUCUCCCUGCCAUGGCACCAGGUGGACCAUUCCUCCUACCAAGGGAUCAUGGGAUAUGUAGGCACCCACUACCCUCACGCUCUGCUGCUCAGCGCAGACUCCGCCGCUCAGACACUGCUCCUAUCACUACGCAGUGCUGCUGGGCUGCGGCCACGCCCCCAUGGGAUGCCAUACUGGGAGGAGACGUUGAAGGCCGGUGUGUGUGUGCGCUGGUGUGUCGAGUGUCUGGUCUCUCUGGAGCAGAGUGGUAGCAUCAGUCUGGCUAACCUGGAGAUGCAGUUAGAGGCACUACUGGAGAGCAUCAUCACCUUCAACCCACCUGAGGUGGGCUUGGAGCAGAGACACAUGGCGUUCUGUAGUCUGUUCUGUGAUUCGUUGGCUCUGCUGAACGGAGUGGGCGUGUCUACAGGCGAGGCCUUGGCAGCUCGUGUCAUUGGUUGGCUGGACAGGAAGGGGCAGGGUUUCCCAGUGCUGCCGCUCCUGACAGCCUGCUCCCGUUGCCUAGCGUCCGUACGCCACAUGACCCGCAUCACCGAGGCUUGCAUCACCGCCUACUUCACCCAUGCGGAAGAGGAGGGUGUCGGGUGGGGUCCUGUGUUGGCGUCCCUGCAGGUGCCUGAGUUGACCGUGGACGACUUCCUGUCUGAGAGCCAAUCAGGAGGCAGCUUCCUGACACUCUAUGCUUACAUCCUGCAGCGCCUCAACACGGAACACACAGUGGCCAAUGAGAAGAGGACGCUCGCUCUACUCAACACAUGGAACAGUCAGGUCUUCCCCAGUGGUCCCUAUGAUGAGGCUAAGUUGUUCCUCUGGUGGCACAAGGCCCUGUGUGUGUAUGUGGAGCAUCUGCAGCAGGGGCUGGGGGAGGUUCCAGCCGUGGUAGCGGGGCUGCUGCGGCUGCAGACACGGCUCUCUCAGAUGGGAGAGGAGAGACUCGGAUCAGGACUGCUGGGGGCUAUAGGAUUGGGCCGCCGAUCACCCCUAUCCAACAGGUUCAGGGUGGUGGUGCGCAGUCUGUCUGCGUUUCUCUCAGUCCAGAUUCCCUCAGAGGACCAGGUCCGCCUCCAGCCCAGCACCGACCAGCAGCUGACUGCUAAAGCACAACAGGCUCUGGUUGUGUUGGAGUCCAUGCCCAGCAGUAAACAGUAUGCUGGCCUAAAGGACUCAAUAGGAAAAGCUGUCCAGUUCAUCCAAUACCCAGGACACUGUCUUAGAGAUGGACCUUGCCUCCUUUCUCUGCUGGCCAACCUCCUCUACCCAGACCAAGGAUACCUCAACAUCAUACGAUAGCAGCGCCAGUUAGCAUCGGCUAGCACUGUGACACAGUAUGCUAAACAGGAAAAGUUAGAAACAACAGUCUAUCCUGUGGUGAAAGUAGGGAACUACGUGGGGAAUAUAGUGUCAUUUGAGAUGUGCACCGAUAUGCUAGUAGCCUACUAGCCAUCGAAUGCUGGAGCUGGACUGAUAGCCAUAAUAGACUGGAUCUCAACAAAGAACAUGAUUUGACUGCUAGUGAUUGUGACACAACUAUAAGUUUAUUAGAGUGUGAUACUUAGGCAUAGAUUCAAUCAGAUCAAGCGUUAUCUGGCAAUAGCCGACGACCGCAUAGCUGAUGUUUUGGCCGUGUAUGAAGUGUAACUACUUUGGAGCUGUCAAACCGGUGAGUGGCUGCACUUGAUCAUCGUCACGAAGCCACACCCGUCCCACUCGCAUUAGUUCAGAACGACAAGGUCUAGGCUAUAUAGAAAUAAUUACGCUCAAAUUGAAAAUCAUUAAGCAAAAUAAUAAAGAUUUCUAUCUUACAUCUCACAUUCCAGUGUUUGAUCUUGUAGAAAGACUGCAUGGGAUUUCUCUUACUCUUAAUGCCCGCUUUAGGUAUAAUGCCAGGAGCCACUUGUGGAUUUGACAACAAUAAAGCAGUUUCCACCUCAGACACUAUCAAAACGACCGGAUGUUGGCUAAAUCGGAUCUGAUUAAAUAGACCCCUUACUGUCUCUGUUCGGCUUUCUCUCUCUCUCUCUCUCUCUCUCUCUCUCUCUCUCUCUCUCUCUCUCUCUCUCUCUCUCUCUCUCUUUCUCUUUCUCUUUCUCUCUCUCUCUUCCCCCACGCAGAUCUAUUUGCUAGGAAUGAGCUUUUUCUUUCUUAAAGGGUGUUGCCUUUUAUUUUUAAUUACUUCAGCAGUUCCUCCACAUUUUGCCUAUGGCUGAUGUUGCAAGUGUUGGAUGACAAUUAUGAAGCAGAGUUAGUAUGAAAAACAAACUCACAGACAUUACCAUAAACCAGUGGCACUGAGUUCACUUAUUCUCUGUGAUCAACAUUUAAUGAUGGAGAUUAUAACUCGUGGUGUUUAACUUAUUUAGAGCUCUUUUAAGUUCAUCCCCAGUGGUGCAUGUGGAGGAAGAUUUUACAUACCAGUAUUAUAUUGCCCAUAUUGAAUGCCAGGGGAUCAACCCAACAGUUACAUGGCCUGCUAUGACUGAAGGUAGAAUGGUUGAAUUGGCUAAAAGUGCUUUUAUUGUUUGUGCCAAAUACACUCAACUUAUCAAUUAGCCUUAGGAAAAACCAUCUUGUCUUCUAUGCUUUGGAGAAGCACACUUGGUUAUUAGUCAUUUAUUCAGGACGUCUCCCAAAUGGCACCCUAUUCACUUUAUAGUGCACUAGUUUCGACCAGGACCGAUGGGACUCUGGUCAAAAGUAUUGCACUAUAUAGGUAAUUGGGCUCCAUUUGAGAUGCAGCCAUAUAUUCCGGAGUACUAUGGUAUGACGCAGCAGCAGGAACAACAGCAGUGAUUUGAUUGUACAGUAUGUAACCUACCUUACUGCCAGCCUGACUAUGGGCUGCCAGGGGCUUGCUCAGGGGGGAGCAAUGUUACAGGACGAUCAGAUAGAAAUGUAAGGCGUAAAACAGACAUGACUCCCUGCUCAGUAGUCUAGAAUGGGGAAGUGCCCCCCCCGAAUGUACUGGCUGUGUGUAUAUGAUCAGCCUCGUCCAAGGAUCAUAAUAUACAGAUGGGUAGUGUUGGGGCUGGGGGGGGGGUAAUCACUUAGGAAUUCACUUUUGGAACAGUGUUUACACACAUUCUCCCCCAGUUCCAACCCUUGGAGAUAUGGUGUUUAGAAGUGUGAUUACGCAAUUUGGAUCUGGAAUAAAUGAUUUUUGAAAUUAAAA